This is a messenger RNA of Vigna radiata var. radiata (mung bean), 477 nucleotides long. RefSeq lists its product as uncharacterized. The record is from RefSeq and is a predicted model, not a curated record. The transcript has a single exon. NCBI's taxonomy places the organism in Eukaryota, Viridiplantae, Streptophyta, Magnoliopsida, Fabales, Fabaceae. Bases 1 to 477 code for a protein of 158 amino acids.
AUGGCUUUCCGUACCGGAUGCGACGCCAUUUGGUGUCGGGGGUUCUCCCUGUCCCUCGAAGGGGAAGCUUUGGAAUGGUUCGAUGCACUUCCGAACGGUUCCAUCGGAGAUUUCAAAAGUCUAGGCGAUAUGUUUAAGAAUCAGUUUGCAGCAUGUCGCACACAAGAUAGUAUGGUGGUUGACUUGAUGAACUUAAAACAAGGUAAGGACGAAUCGCUUAAGGUCUUCAUGGAUCGAUAUCAGAAGACGGUGCGGCAAGUCAGAGGCCUUAGCGUUGAGCUAGCCCUUCAAUAUGUGAUGCCCGCCCUGAGGCCGAACCCAUUCAAGGAUAGCGUCUGCCGCACCCCACCCAAAACCAUGGAGGAACUGCGCCAGCGAGCCGCAGAUGAGAUGCUGGUGGAAGAAAUGAAACAAAAUUAUCAGCGAGAAGCACAGGAGGCGAAGGCGGAACGAACGGACAGAAAGCGAGAGGGUUAG